UGGCCCCACCCCCUUCUCCCCCAAAGAAUCUAAUAUUUUCUAAUUAUUGAUGUUUCCCUUUCUUAUUCUUCUUCUCUUCCUAUAUAUAAAUCCUCCACUUUAUAUAAUUUUCCAUUAAUCUCUUGUUAUUGUUAUAGAAAGCAACUUCCGAGCCUCUCCUUCCUUAUAAUCUUUCAUGGAGGAUUCAGCUUCUCUCCACUCGAUGAAAGGUCGACCAUCUCUGUCCUCUCGAGGGACAACCUUAACAGACCACCACGGCCGCCAUGAGGAGGAGGAGGAGAGCGGUUGGACCAUUUAUCUCGAGGAUUUCUCCAAGCACCAAUCUUCAUCGGAUUUGGAACAUCAUAUUAGCUCCAGCUUCAGUAUUCUUGGCACCUCAUCUUUGAUCUCUGACGCAGCCUCUCGGUACCAUGACAGGGCGAACUCAGGCCCUGGGGGCUCUCAUCCCUACUGCUUUGGUCUUUCGGCUGGCCCUAAGAAGCUGAGCUUGGUCAAGAAAAUGAGGGCCAAGAAGAUCAGUGAGGAAGACCCGUUGGAGGACACUGCCAGUUCCCCGGUGAGCAGUCCCAAGGUAGAUGAUUACAAAAGGAUGGAUAUGACUACCAUAAAGGCAGAUGAUAACUUUGGGCCGAAUUUCUUUGCAAAUGGAGGCAGCUCUAAUCAACACCAAGGCUUAAAAAUGGAAACUGCAGAUGGAAGAAAAAGAGACGAUCAGAUGGUUUUGAAUAAAGGGCAGAACAUUAGUGAUCCAUGCACAAGCUUGAAGAACAGGGGGCUGCGCUUGGUCCCUUUGUCCUUGAUUGCAAAUUAUCCCGGUUGAUCAAUUCCAAGAACACCAACCCUAUCCUCUAUCUCUUCCUCCCCUAAACCCCUCCCUUCUUCUUUUUUUUUGGGUUUAAUUUGUGCUUUCUCUUCCCUUGAGUUAAUAUUGUUUGGACUUGAGGAACUUAAUGGCAACAGCCUCAUGUGUAAAGGUCAAGCUUGUGAAUAUGUGGUGGGAUUUCAAUUGUAAAUGAAAGCUUUAUAAAUCCAGUCCCUUUAAUAACUUCAAUC
Molecule: messenger RNA, 1053 nt
Organism: Punica granatum (pomegranate)
Lineage: Eukaryota; Viridiplantae; Streptophyta; Magnoliopsida; Myrtales; Lythraceae
Source: RefSeq, a predicted model, not a curated record